Messenger RNA from Bombus huntii, 2750 nucleotides. RefSeq lists its product as uncharacterized. NCBI's taxonomy places the organism in Eukaryota, Metazoa, Arthropoda, Insecta, Hymenoptera, Apidae. The transcript has 2 exons. The coding region runs from base 1530 to 2750 and encodes 406 amino acids. The record is from RefSeq and is a predicted model, not a curated record.
AGGUUGGGGUUAGGUUGGGGAGCAUGAGGCGGAUAUGGGUUCUCAGGGCGUAGGACCACGCCCUGGGAAACCCCGAUGGACCUGAUAUUCUCCUAUAGUCGGGUAGCGGCUGGUCGGUGCCUUUGGUACCCGCCAGCUCGCCGAUCCGGUGCGGAGAAUUUCGAUGAAGUAGGUGGGCCCAUAUCUGCCAAGACCACUCACCUCACCUUCUCGUGGGGCUCCCCGUCACCCUGCACCGGCCUUGACCGGGGUAGAGUGCGAAAGAGUGAGUGGCACCAGGAUGGAAACUCGAGGACGACCUAGGCGAAACUUAUAAUAAAACAAAAUGGAUUGUGAAAAACUAAAGAAAAACGUUUACGGUGCAGGGGUCCAGUACCGGCGCCGUCGUGGGUAGUCAAGUGGGCCUCACUGGGUCGUCAUCUCACGACCACGGCCGUUCGAGGGUGGACCGCCAGGCUCCCGGACGUGUUUCUGCGCCUGGCGAUAAUAGCAAUGUUAGAACGGGUGGCGAAUUCAUCAACUCUGACAUAGAGGACCCAGACGGGCCCGUACCCGCAUUCGAUCUGGAAGCGACGGAGGAUGUUCAGUCUUGCCUCUGUGUUCGGUUGAUACGUUCCGUCUACCAUUUAGAUAACGGUUAUCUUUGUCAAGACUGUUUCGACAACCUAGAUCCAGACGACCAGGACCUAUGCGACGACCCGCCCACUCAUUUCCUAUGCGGAGUACCUGCAAGGACACAAAUAUCACACUGUCGUAUGUGUGAUAUAAACCUAACGGACCUACAACCCGCUAUAUCAUGCCUCCCAUGCAUGAUCGUUUACAAUAAUCUGACUGACAUCGAAAGAAUUUUUUUAGUUCAAGGAAUAGCAAUCCGCACCGUAGAACUGUAAAGCACCUGUACGCUACGCACGAAACCAAAUACUUAUGCUAUCCACCUGUAAACAAACAAUAUUUAUAACUAUACAUAUAAUUCUCACUUAUAUUUACCAAUAUAUAUAUACACGCAUGUUGUAAAGUAGGCGAUAUCUAUAACACUCAUUUCCAUUGAUAAUGCAAGUGACUCAUAAAAUAAGCCGUCAUAUUUACCAUUUCACGCACAUACACACACAUAUAUAUAUAUAUAUAUAUAUAUAUAUAUAUAUAUAUAUAUAUAUAUAUAUAUUCGAAGACAAGCUACAUUUGUAAUAUCUAUUCCUAUUGAUAAUAUAUACUUAUAUAUUUAUAACAAUAAAACAAAUCUCAUUUAUACUACUUACCAAUACGUAUGCAUAUAUGUAUAUAAUUAUAACCCCUUAGCAUUCAUAAUAUUUAUUUUCACUGAUAACAUGUACGUAAAACCUAAAAUAAAACAAAAGUUUUAAUAAUAAUAAUAAUAAAAAAAAGAGGAUGAGAAGAAAAAAAGGAAAAAAAAUAUAUAUAUAGAUAUACAAAUUUUUCUUUAUAUAUAUAUAUUAAUAAUAAUAAAAGGUUAUUCUUAUUUCUAAUAAAGUCGAGAGUAAGAAACGAUUUAAUAAAUUGUUAAUAGGAAGAUGAAUCACCUGGUCAUCGUACUUACCCUCAUCGAAAUAGCAUAUGGCCUGGUAGGAUACGACUGCAAUGGCAACCACCUCAACGUUACCACCAUCUCUUUAAACUCCAUCGGGGACUGCAGCAUACAGCCUGCGAUGACUAAAACCCAAGAUAUUUAUAUUCAACUACUGCAACUCUCAGAAUUUGAAUUUACCAGUGUAAGGCAAUGCAAGGUGCAAAUAACUCGAAUUAUAUAUUACUGUGGCAUGCACUCCCACAUGUCGGCAGUGCAUAACGGAUUCGCUGAAUACCUCCAUAAAACAACCGCCCAACAAUGUGCAAGGAUGCACCAAGACGGCACGUUUUCACUCGGACCACAAAACCUUAUAGUAGGCCUAAAAGAUAAUGCAACAGAAACAAGGUCGCUUGUCCUAGCCGGCAAGUUAACAGACGACGGCAGCUGCCAGGGAACACAGUAUGCAGACCCAUACGGGAGCUGGGAAAAGGUCGUCGUACAAACCACAGUAAGGAUAAGUUUAAGAUCAGCAGUUGUGCCAGUACGGAUCGAGGCGAACAAAAUUCUACUGAAAUCAGGAACGGUAUGUACCUUUAGCGAAGGAAACUGUCUAGACGCUGAGGACGGAUACACUUAUUGGCAACCACAACCGCCCUCGCCAUGCAAAUUUGAUCAGUACGAUGUGCUAUAUGAAGGAAUUGCUACAAAGAUCCAGGAAAUAAGAACCAACAGGGAAUCAGCACAACCAGUUUACGCACUAACAACGCAGGAAGUAACAUUUGCACUAACUAAAACUGGAGAACAGCCACUGUGUGGAUAUACCCUACUAUCCACUGAACACCCCAAGUUGUUCCUGUUAGAAACAACAAGAGGAAAUACGUUCAUCUCCAAAAGCAAGACAGCAGUCGAAAAUUUGGAUAUAUUCGCAUAUGUCAACUCAAAAUUCAUUUACGUAGAGAAACAUAUUAAACGACAAAUGACAACAUUAUACCAUGAUAUACUGACACAAAGAUGCACCACACAGAAGAAACUAAUAGAGAAUGCUUUAAGCUUAGCAAUCUUACUGCCCGACGAAUUUGCAUACACCAUAACCAAGACCCCAGGACACAUGGCUCUGAUCGCAGGAGAAGCGGUCCAUAUAGUCAAAUGUAUUCUGGUACAAGUAAAGGUACGACAUACAACAGAAUGCUACCCGUUUGGCAAGGGAAUCGCACCGCAUUUCUAA